This is a messenger RNA of Aspergillus ruber CBS 135680, 588 nucleotides long. RefSeq lists its product as uncharacterized. The transcript is spliced from 2 exons. Gene Ontology annotation, biological process: nucleoside phosphate metabolic process; ribose phosphate metabolic process. The annotation marks the transcript as partial. NCBI's taxonomy places the organism in Eukaryota, Fungi, Ascomycota, Eurotiomycetes, Eurotiales, Aspergillaceae. The record is from RefSeq and is a predicted model, not a curated record. Gene Ontology annotation, cellular component: nucleus; cytosol. Gene Ontology annotation, molecular function: ADP-ribose diphosphatase activity.
CGCAGGCAGAACGCCGAAGAAGCUAAAUGGAAACGCCUAGUCAAAACAACAUACUUCGAUCCCAACGGCGUCCAACGCUCCUGGGAAUCCGGCACGUAUCAAAAACGACACACAGAUAUCAAUUCAGUCAUCGGGGUUAGCGUGGUAACCAUCAUUCCCAAGAGCACGGGUCCGGAACUUCUGCUGCUGAAGCAAUACCGACCUUCCAUCGACAAGAUAGCCAUUGAGAUUCCUGGAGGUAUGGUUGAUGCUGGGGAAAGUCCAGAGCAAGCUGCCGUACGGGAGUUGAAGGAGGAAACGGGGUUUGUGGGUGUAGUUGUGGAGAGUAAAGGGAAUCUUCUGUUCAAUUCACCUGCAUUUUCUAACAAUAACUUCAAAUACGUCUACGUGGAUGUGGAUUUAUCGCUUCCAGAGAAUCAGGAGCCUCGGCCGGAGUUGGAGGAAGACGAGUUUAUCGAGGCUUUUACUACUCCUGUGGCGUCUCUCUUUUCGAGCUUGAAAAGACUCGAGAGUGAAGGAUAUGCAAUAGAAACGCGGGUAGUUGCUAUUGCGGAGGGUCUUGAAAUAGCUAGAAGAUGGAGUUUGUGA